Molecule: messenger RNA, 1239 nt
Organism: Macroventuria anomochaeta
Lineage: Eukaryota; Fungi; Ascomycota; Dothideomycetes; Pleosporales; Didymellaceae
Product: ankyrin
Exons: 3
Coding region: 37-897 (286 amino acids)
Molecular function (GO): protein binding
Source: RefSeq, a predicted model, not a curated record
GCAGCUUCAUCUAGAGGCCACGAGCAAAUAGUCAAGAUGCUGCUGGACAACAAGGCCGACGUCAAUGCGCAGGGUGGGACCUACGGCAACGCUCUGCAGGCAGCUUUAUCUAGAGGCCAUGAGCAGGUAGUCAAGAUGCUGCUCGACAACAAGGCCGACGCCAAUGCGCAGGCUGGAUACUACGGCAACGGUCUGCAGGCAGCUUCAGCUGCAGGCCACGAGCAAGUAGUUAAGAUAUUGCUGGACAACAAGGCCAACGUCAACGCGCAGGGUGGAUACUACGGCAACGCACUGCAGGCAGCUUCAGCUAGAGGCCACAGGCAGGUAGCCAAGGUACUGCUUGACAACAAGGCCGACGUCAACGCGCAAGGUGGACGUUACGGCAGUGCCAUGCAUGCAGCUGCGUAUGGAGGGCACAAAGAGGCGCUUGAACUCUUAAUCUCGAGUGGCAGCAUCUCACAGCUCCAAGAUUACUACGGCCGGACGUUGCUUUGGUGGGCAGCGGCUGGUGGCAACAUCGCUACUGUGGAAGCACUCAUCAAUCAGCACAACGUCGACCCUCAAACAGCUGACAGGUUUGGGCGAAAGCCCUUCUGGAUUGCUACGAAGAAAGGACAUGGCGCAGUAUCAAAGCUCCUGAACGGCUAUAUUGAUGAAACUGACACUGAGCGGAAAGCGUCAACCAAGGUUAAUAAUGACCAGCCGUGUCUUGAAUGCGACGUCUGCACAUCGAGUAUCCCGACAAGUGCACGUCAUUACCAUUGCAAUUUCUGCACUGGUGGAGACUGGGACGUGUGUGAAGACUGUAGGAAAACUGAAGCCACUUGCGUAGAACCGUCUCACACUUUGGUUAAACGUACAAUGCUUGAUGGAGGUUGGGUCGAGGUCACAGGUUGAAUCUGGCUGGACGCAGACCGUGGGAGUUCAUAGUUGUAUUUAGUCCAUCAUAUCUGCACGUCCUCCAGUUCAUCUAGAUAGCCAACGAGAGUAGCGCAUCGACAUUUCAGACCGACACUAUUGGCUACAGGAGUUGUAAGCUCUAAAUAUGGAAGACGACGCAAGUUUAACGGUGCGCGGUGGCAGGAAGGCCCUGGGAUCGCUAGCAUGAGAGCUUAUAUGACAAGCGACAUCCAAUUAUGCUGUAUUACUUUAGACAGAAUGCCUCAGCUGCAGACGUAUUGUGAGAUAUAACAGACCCAACAUACGCUGCUAUGUAAGCGUACUAAAUCCAGUCGCACA